CUGUACAUCCUUGACUCCUGGACCUAGCUGUGAUCGGUUUAAGCUGCAUAUCCCUUAUGCUGGAGAAACACUCAAAUGGGAUAUAAUUUUCAAUGCUCACUAUCCUGACCUGCCACCAGAUUUUAUCUUUGGAGAGGAUGCUGAAUUUUUGCCAGAUCCUUCUGCCUUGCAUAAUUUAGCUUCUUGGAAUCCUUCAAACCCUGAAUGUCUCCUCCUUGUUGUGAAAGAGCUUGUGCAGCAGUAUCACCAAUUUCAGUGCAGCCGAUUACGUGAGAGCUCUCGUCUCAUGUUUGAAUAUCAGACUUUACUUGAAGAGCCCCAGUAUGGAGAAAACAUGGAAAUCUAUGCUGGCAAGAAAAACAACUGGACUGGAGAAUUCUCAGCUCGCUUCCUCUUGAAGUUGCCUGUAGAUUUCAGUAACAUUCCUACGUACCUUCUCAAG
Nestor notabilis (Kea) is the source of this 442-nucleotide messenger RNA. RefSeq names its product BRCA1-A complex subunit BRE. Gene Ontology annotation, cellular component: BRISC complex; BRCA1-A complex. The transcript is spliced from 4 exons. Gene Ontology annotation, biological process: double-strand break repair. The annotation marks the transcript as partial. The record is from RefSeq and is a predicted model, not a curated record. NCBI's taxonomy places the organism in Eukaryota, Metazoa, Chordata, Aves, Psittaciformes, Psittacidae.